AACAUAAAUACCUAUCCACUCCCUCUCUCACUCUACACAAAACAAAAAACCAUAACAAAAAAACAGAGCAUACUCUGUUUUCCUCUGUUUUUUCUACUUAAAAAUCUCUUUCUCCUCAUGACUAAAGAAGUCGAGGCCGUUCACGAGCAGGCGGCGGAGUACUCCGCAAAGGAUUAUACUGAUCCUCCGCCUGCUCCUCUGAUCGAUUUCGAGGAAUUGACCAAAUGGUCUCUAUACAGAGCAGCAAUAGCGGAGUUUAUUGCUACUCUGUUAUUUCUUUAUAUCACUGUUCUUACUGUAAUUGGAUACAAACACCAAGCCGAUGUUAACGCCGGAGGCGAUGUCUGCGGUGGCGUUGGUCUUCUUGGUAUUGCUUGGGCUUUUGGUGGCAUGAUUUUCGUUCUUGUUUACUGUACUGCUGGUAUUUCUGGUGGACACAUCAACCCUGCUGUGACAUUUGGGUUAUUUUUGGCAAGGAAAGUAUCAUUGAUUAGGGCAGUAUUGUACAUGGUAGCACAAUGUUUGGGUGCAAUUUGUGGUGUAGGUUUUGUGAAGGCAUUCCAAAGUGCAUACUACAAUAGAUAUGGUGGUGGUGUUAAUGUUAUGGCAGCAGGACACACCAAGGGUGUUGGUUUGGCUGCUGAAAUUAUUGGUACUUUUGUUUUGGUUUAUGUUGUCUUCUCUGCCACUGACCCCAAAAGAAGCGCCAGAGACUCUCAUGUUCCUGUCUUGGCCCCACUUCCCAUUGGAUUCGCCGUAUUCAUGGUUCACCUUGCCACUAUUCCGAUCACCGGUACCGGAAUCAACCCGGCAAGGAGUUUCGGGGCGGCCGUGAUUUUCAACGGCGACAAGGCGUGGGACGAACAUUGGAUUUUCUGGGUCGGACCAUUCAUUGGAGCUUUCAUCGCCGCUGUCUACCACCAAUACAUUCUCCGAGCUGGAGCAAUUAAAGCUCUUGGUUCAUUCAGAAGCAAUGCUUGAUAAAAGAUGGAACAAUUUGAUGGAUUUGAGAAAUUUGUAGAUAAAAUGUUUGUUAUGUCACAUCUAUCGCGAAAUGUUAUGUGCAUCGAGCUGACAUCCUUACGUUCUUUAAAAAGUUUGUUAUUCCAAAUGGGGAAAAAGGAUGGGACUAUUCUAUCGUUUUGAUUUAUUUUUUGUUUUGUUUGCUUUGAAUGUAUUUAAGUUAAAUCUAUUUGUAAUGUUUGGUUUUA
This is a messenger RNA of Solanum verrucosum, 1211 nucleotides long. Its product is annotated as probable aquaporin PIP2-1. Lineage: Eukaryota; Viridiplantae; Streptophyta; Magnoliopsida; Solanales; Solanaceae. Gene Ontology annotation, cellular component: plasma membrane. Gene Ontology annotation, molecular function: water channel activity. Gene Ontology annotation, biological process: transmembrane transport. The coding region runs from base 118 to 981 and encodes 287 amino acids. The record is from RefSeq and is a predicted model, not a curated record. The transcript has 3 exons.